CUCUCAACACACACACACACACACACUCAAUAAUCAUGGACCUCAUCAUCACUCCUCUCCAAAACCACCCAAACACGCCCUUAGCGUUAGCCGUAGCCACCCUUCUCCUAUCCCUCGCCGUUUUGCUAAUCAAAUCAUCAAGCAAAAAACCCCGCCUCCCUCCCGGGCCAAAGGGAUGGCCUGGGAUAGGCAGCAUGGGCAUGGUCAGCCAGCUCACGCACCGCGGCCUCGCGGCGCUCGCCAAAAUCCACGGCGGCCUCUUCCACCUCAAGGUCGGAAAGGUCCACAUGGUGGCCGUCUCCACCGCGGAGGCGGCCCGGGAAGUCCUCCAAGCCCAGGACCACGUCUUCUCCAACAGGCCCGCGACUAUCGCCAUCCGCUUCCUGACCUACGACCGGGCCGACAUGGCCUUCGCCCACUACGGGCCCUUCUGGCGCCAGAUGCGGAAAAUCUGCGUCACGAAGGUGUUCAGCCGCAAGCGGGCCGAGUCGUGGGCCUCGGUCCGCGAGGAGAUCGAUGCCUUUACGAAGGACGUCAAGUCACGGGCCGGACGGCCCGUGAAUGUGGGGGAGAUGGUGCUGGGAUUGACCAAGAAUAUAACGUACCGGGCCGCGUUCGGGUCGGUGGCCCGGGAUGGGCAGGGGGAGUUUGUGGGGAUUAUGCAGGAGUUUUCGAAGCUUUUCGGGGCGUUUAAUGUGGCGGAUUUCGUGCCGUGGAUGGGGUGGAUCAACGGCCCGGGAUUCAGCCGGAGGCUGGAGAGGGCCCGGGAUUCGCUUGAUGCGUUUAUCGAUAGGAUCAUCGAUGAACACAUCGAAAAGAGGAAGGAGAGGGAUGGCGGCGGCGGAGCUGAGGAUGAUAUGGUGGAUGAGUUGAUGGAGUUUUACUCUGAAAAUGGGGAAAGCAAUGAAACAAAGGGCCAUAUUACUAUAACAAGGGAUAAUAUUAAGGCUCUCAUCAUGGAUGUCAUGUUUGGUGGGACUGAAACCGUUGCCUCAGCCAUCGAGUGGGCCAUGUCCGAGCUAAUGAAGAGUCCCAAUGACCUCAAAAAGGUCCAACAAGAGCUCGCUCAAGUGGUCGGGCUCAAUCGAAAAGUCCACGAGUCGGAUCUCGAGAAACUAACGUUCCUCAGAUGCGUCAUCAAGGAGACCCUCCGCCUCCAUCCCCCGAUCCCUCUCCUCCUCCAUGAGACAUCCACUGAGACAAUUGCCCAGGGUUACAGAAUCCCAGCCAGGGCCCGUGUCAUGAUUAACGCGUGGGCGAUUGGACGGGAUAAGAGCACCUGGGCCGAGCCCGAUACUUUUAACCCGUCUAGAUUCUUGAAGGAAGACGCCCCCGACUUCAAGGGGAGUAACUUCGAGUACAUACCGUUUGGGUCGGGGCGGAGGUCGUGCCCCGGGAUGCAAUUGGGGCUUUAUGGGCUGGAAUUGACUGUGGCCCACCUUUGCCAUAGCUUCACUUGGGAAUUGCCAAAUGGGAUGAAAGGUGAUGAUAUUGAUAUGAAUGAUAUUUUUGGGCUCACUGCACCAAGAGCUGUCCAACUUGUGGCAAUUCCAAAUUAUCGUUUACAUGUUUAAUUUUUUUUAGAUUUGUCCUGAUUAAGUCAUAGAUUAAUUAUUGGGAAUUGAACUUCUAUUUAUUUUUAAAAAGAAUUGUUUUGAUUGUAGACCAAAUAUUUUUUUGAUUUCAUUUGAAAGUAGGGUAUGGUCUUAUCAAAAGUAUUCUCAGUGUUCAAUUGUA
Salvia splendens (bonfire salvia) is the source of this 1737-nucleotide messenger RNA. RefSeq names its product cytochrome P450 84A1. The record is from RefSeq and is a predicted model, not a curated record. The coding region runs from base 36 to 1574 and encodes 512 amino acids. The transcript has 2 exons. Gene Ontology annotation, molecular function: iron ion binding; monooxygenase activity; heme binding. Lineage: Eukaryota; Viridiplantae; Streptophyta; Magnoliopsida; Lamiales; Lamiaceae.